Messenger RNA from Raphanus sativus (radish), 3412 nucleotides. RefSeq lists its product as uncharacterized. The transcript has 8 exons. Gene Ontology annotation, biological process: tricarboxylic acid cycle. The coding region runs from base 185 to 3229 and encodes 1014 amino acids. The record is from RefSeq and is a predicted model, not a curated record. Gene Ontology annotation, molecular function: thiamine pyrophosphate binding; oxoglutarate dehydrogenase (succinyl-transferring) activity. Gene Ontology annotation, cellular component: oxoglutarate dehydrogenase complex; mitochondrion. Lineage: Eukaryota; Viridiplantae; Streptophyta; Magnoliopsida; Brassicales; Brassicaceae.
AAUCAACACACCAAAUAUCUUAUUACCAUAUAAGUUUACACUCGCAAUAAAUAGAAAAUCAAAUUUCCAUUACAAUAAAAAGUCAAAAACCCUCCCCUCUCUCCCUCCUCAUUGUUACAUUUCUUUGGUUCGGUCUUCUCCUCCGCCUCCACAGGUAUUGAAAGUUGAAACCUUUGUGUAGAAAAUGGUGUGGUUUCGAGCCGGCUCGAACGUGACCAAGCUCGCCGUACGAAGGCUCCUGAAUCAGGGCAGUUCAUACGCCACAAGGACACGCUCCUUCCACUCAUCUCUCUACAGACCAAACCCACAUCCCUCCUCCUCCUCAUCUCCCAUCCCCCGAGCCGUCCCUCUCUCCAAACUAACAGACAGCUUCCUAGAUGGCACCAGCAGCGUCUACCUCGAGGAGCUCCAACGUGCCUGGGAAUCCGACCCCACCAGCGUCGACGAGUCCUGGGACAACUUCUUCCGAAACUUCGUAGGCCAAGCCGCCACUUCCCCAGGCAUCUCCGGCCAAACCAUCCAAGAAAGCAUGAACCUCCUGCUCCUCGUCAGAGCCUACCAAGUCAACGGCCACAUGAAAGCCAACUUAGAUCCCUUAGCUCUCGAACAGCGAGAGAUCCCCGAGGAUCUCGACUUGGCUCUCUACGGAUUCACAGAAGCUGAUCUCGACAGAGAGUUCUUUCUAGGAGUCUGGCAGAUGUCCGGCUUCAUGUCAGAGAAUCGCCCCGUGCAGACUCUCCGCUCUAUACUGACGAGGCUACAGCAGGCUUACUGUGGGAACAUAGGGUUCGAGUAUAUGCACAUUGCUGAUAGGGAGAAAUGUAAUUGGCUUAGAGAGAAGAUCGAGACGCCGACUCCCUGGAGAUACAACAGGGAGCGGCGCGAGGUGAUUCUCGAUAGGCUUGCUUGGAGCACUCAGUUUGAGAAUUUCUUGGCUACCAAAUGGACAACUGCUAAAAGGUUUGGGCUCGAAGGUGGGGAGUCGUUGAUCCCCGGGAUGAAGGAGAUGUUUGAUAGAGCGGCGGAUCUCGGAGUUGAGAGCAUUGUUAUUGGGAUGUCACACAGAGGGAGACUGAAUGUUUUGGGGAAUGUUGUAAGGAAGCCGUUGCGUCAGAUCUUUAGUGAGUUCAGCGGUGGGAUUAGGCCUGUGGAUGAGGUUGGAUACACUGGAACUGGUGAUGUUAAGUAUCAUUUGGGAACCUCUUACGAUAGGCCAACGAGAGGUGGGAAGAAGAUUCAUCUCUCUUUGGUUGCGAACCCGAGUCAUUUAGAAGCUGCGGAUUCGGUUGUUGUUGGUAAGACAAGAGCGAAGCAGUACUACUCCAAGGAUGUUGACAGGACCAAGAACUUGGGGAUUUUGAUUCACGGAGACGGUAGCUUCGCUGGACAGGGAGUGGUUUACGAGACGCUUCAUCUUAGUGAGCUUCCUAACUACACAACCGGUGGUACUAUCCAUAUUGUGGUGAACAACCAGGUGGCUUUCACUACUGAUCCGAGAGCUGGGAGGUCUUCUCAGUACUGUACCGAUGUCGCCAAGGCCUUGAGUGCUCCUAUCUUUCAUGUGAAUGGUGAUGAUGUUGAGGCUGUUGUUCACGCCUGCGAGCUUGCUGCUGAGUGGCGUCAGAGGUUUCAUUCCGAUGUUGUGGUUGAUUUGGUUUGUUACAGGAGGUUUGGGCAUAACGAGAUUGAUGAGCCGUCUUUCACUCAGCCGAAGAUGUACAAGGUGAUCAAGAACCAUCCCUCCACGCUUCAGAUAUACCACAAGAAGUUGUUGGAGUGCGGUGAGAUAUCGCAGGAGGAUAUUGAUAGGAUACAGGAGAAGGUUAACACCAUUCUGAGUGAAGAGUUCGUUACUAGUAAAGAUUAUUUGUCUAAGAAGCGUGAUUGGCUUUCAACUAAUUGGGCUGGGUUCAAGUCUCCUGAGCAGAUCUCACGUGUUAGAAACACAGGCGUCAAGCCAGAGAUACUUAAGACUGUUGGCAAGGCGAUUUCGUCGCUUCCUGAAAACUUCAAGCCACACAGAGCGGUGAAGAAAGUUUAUGAACAACGUGCUCAGAUGAUUGAAACAGGAGAAGGUAUUGACUGGGCGCUUGCGGAGGCUCUUGCUUUUGCUACCUUGGUUGUGGAAGGCAACCAUGUCCGUUUGAGUGGUCAGGAUGUCGAGAGAGGAACCUUUAGCCAUCGUCACUCUGUGCUUCAUGACCAGGAAACUGGAGAAGAGUAUUGUCCUCUAGAUCAUCUCGUCAUGAACCAGGAUCCUGAGAUGUUCACUGUCAGCAACAGUUCUCUUUCAGAGUUUGGUGUCCUUGGGUUUGAACUGGGUUACUCAAUGGAAAGCCCCAACUCGUUGGUGUUAUGGGAAGCUCAGUUUGGAGACUUUGCAAAUGGAGCUCAGGUGAUAUUUGAUCAGUUCAUCAGCAGUGGAGAAGCUAAGUGGCUGCGUCAAACCGGGCUUGUUGUCCUGCUUCCCCAUGGAUAUGAUGGUCAGGGCCCUGAACAUUCAAGUGCUAGGCUGGAACGUUACCUUCAGAUGAGUGAUGACAACCCCUAUGUCAUACCAGACAUGGAACCUACAUUGAGAAAGCAGAUUCAAGAAUGCAAUUGGCAGAUUGUCAAUGCCACCACUCCUGCCAACUACUUCCACGUUCUGCGUCGACAGCUGCACAGGGAUUUCCGUAAGCCUCUGAUUGUAAUGGCACCAAAGAACUUGCUCCGUCACAAGGACUGCAAAUCAAACCUCUCUGAGUUUGAUGAUGUCCAAGGCCACCCAGGCUUUGACAAGCAAGGGACUAGGUUCAAGAGAUUGAUCAAGGAUCAGAACGAUCACUCUGAUCUCGAAGAAGGCAUCAGAAGAUUGGUACUCUGCUCUGGAAAGGUUUAUUACGAGCUUGAUGAUGAGAGGAAGAAGGUUGGUGCAAGCGAUGUUGCUAUUUGUAGAGUGGAGCAGCUUUGUCCUUUCCCAUAUGAUCUCAUUCAGCGUGAGCUCAAGAGAUAUCCAAAUGCUGAGAUAGUUUGGUGCCAAGAAGAGGCGAUGAACAUGGGAGCAUUCAGCUACAUAACCCCAAGGCUGUGGACAGCAAUGAGAAGCUUAGGCAGAGGAGAUAUGGAAGACAUCAAGUACGUUGGUCGUGGACCUUCUGCUGCUACUGCCACUGGUUUCUACACUUUCCAUGUCAAAGAGCAAGCUGAGCUCGUCCAGAAAGCCAUCGGAAAGGAACUCAUCAACUGAAAAAACCCUUCAUUUUUAAGCUGAACUUUGAAUAAAAAGUUUCGGUGAACAAAUUGAUACACAACACUGACAAAGUCUUUGUCUUUGCUUUUUUGGUCCCAUUGAGAAUUUUUUAGCCUGUCUUGUGCUGCAGGUUUAUACACAUCAUCUCACUUUUAAUAAAACUUUUGUUUUUCUUCUUCA